CAAACUUCUACCCUUCAGUGAAAAUCAGAUCCUCCAUGGCACCAAUAAGCGGGGAAACCAUUGGCUCAAACCCUAACAAUCCCAACAAAGCAGCCCACUGCAAGCCCCGGCUUCCAAUAGAAAAUCUCCAGAGAACAAUCUCCGAUAUCUCAUUUGAGCUGACCAAAGUAGCCAUUGACACAGACUCUCUUCCGGGCAUUACGGAGGUGGAGGAAGCCACGUGUGAGUGCUGUGGCAUGUGUGAAGAGUGCACAGCCGAGUACGUGAAUCAAGUGCGAGAAAAGUUUUCAGGAAAAAUGUUAUGUGGGUUGUGUUCAGAGGCUGUGAACGGGGAGAUGGAGAAGAACGGAGGGAGAAGAGAAGAGGCUUUGAACAAUCACAUGAGCGCCUGUGUGAGGUUUAACAGAUUUGGGAGGGCAAAUCCGGUGCUGUUCCAAGCUGAGGCGAUGAGAGAGAUGUUGAGGCGUUCAAAGAUCAGGGCUAAGUCUAUGAGCCCUAGGGAGAAGGGUGGCCAGAAAAAAGGAGCCAUUGCAAGGAGCUCCAGUUGUAUAUCGACAAUCACGAAGGACUGGUCAAUUCAGAUGCCGAAAUAGUUAUGAAUUUCUGUGUUGCUUCAGUAUAAUUUCAAUUGUCAUUGCUUCCUAUACUUGCAAUCUAUCCUUACCAGUUGCUUUAUAUGUAUAAUACAAGAACUGUAUUUCUUAAUUUCCCUUGCAUGAUACUGACGUACGCAUGAUAUUUUUCAUACGUUCGGCACAGUAUAUAAUUCAUAUAUAUAAAUGCAGUGUACAGAUUCCCAGUAUUCAAA
Molecule: messenger RNA, 808 nt
Organism: Mangifera indica (mango)
Lineage: Eukaryota; Viridiplantae; Streptophyta; Magnoliopsida; Sapindales; Anacardiaceae
Exons: 1
Coding region: 36-593 (185 amino acids)
Source: RefSeq, a predicted model, not a curated record